AUGUCAGCCAUUGCACAAAAGAAGGAUUUUUACGUUGGAACAGACAAGCACCGAUGGUGGAAGGAGGCCGUGAUAUACCAAAUCUACCCUGCUUCGUUCCUUGACAGCAACGGCGAUGGUUGGGGCGAUGUAAAGGGCAUCACAUCGAAGCUGGACUACCUCAAGGACCUAGGCAUCGAUGUGAUAUGGCUAUGUCCAAUCUACAAAAGCCCGCAGGCCGACAUGGGCUAUGACAUUUCAGACUACGAAGACAUAGACCCCAGUUACGGCACUCUGGCUGAUGUCGAUAAUCUGAUCCAGGAAACCAAGAAACGCGGCAUGAAGCUUGUUAUGGAUCUGGUUGUCAACCACACCUCCGAAGAGCAUGCAUGGUUUCUCGAUUCUCGAUCAUCCAAGGAAUCGAAGAAAAGAGACUGGUAUAUCUGGAAACCAGCAAAAUACGACGCCGAUGGCAACCGCCAACCGCCAAACAACUGGGCACAGAUCUUGGGAGAAGCCAACUCGGCGUGGACAUGGGAUGAAAAGACACAGGAGUACUACCUGUCACUGUUCACACCAGAACAGCCUGAUCUCAACUGGGAAAACCCCGAUGUCCGUGAGGCCGUACACAAUAUUCUCCGCUUCUGGCUGGAUCGUGGCGUCUCUGGUUUCCGCAUGGAUGUCAUCAACCUUAUCUCGAAGGUCCAAACCUUCCCUGAUGCAGCCAUCUCAGUCAAGGAUGCCAAGUACCAACCAGGCGACAAGCACUUUGCCAACGGCCCUCGCCUACACGAAUGGCUCAAAGAACUACGCCGUGAGGUUCUGUCAAAGUACGACACUCUGACCGUAGGCGAAAUGCCCUUUGUCCGCGAUGAAGACGAAGUCAUCAAAGUCGUCGGCUCAGAAAGUGGCGGGCUUAACAUGAUUUUCAACUUCGACCUGGUCGACAUCGACAACAUCCCCGGCGACUUCAAGUACACACUGCACCCCUGGGACCCACGUGAUCUCAAGAAAAUUGUAAAUAGACUACAGCGACUGAUGCUAGAGCGUGACGGCUGGAACACACUAUAUUUGGAAAACCACGACCAGCCCCGCAGCAUAAGUAGAUACACCGACGACAGCGACGAGUGGCGCUCCUACGGCGCAAAGCUUCUCUGUCUCAUGCAAACAACCCUCUCUGGAACCCUCUACGUCUACCAAGGCGAGGAAAUCGGCAUGCGCAACAUACCCAAAGAAUGGGGACCCGAGGAAUACAAAGACAUUGAAAGCAUCAAUUUCUUCAAGAAAUACCGCGACCUCUACCCCAACAACCCCGAAAAACAAGCCCUCGCCGCAGAAAUCAUGCAACGCAAAGCCCGCGACAGCGCCCGCACACCCAUGCAAUGGACUUCUGGCCCCCAAGCAGGCUUCACAUCCGGCACCCCCUGGAUGCAUAUCAACACCGACUAUCCCGCCAUCAACGUCGCCGAGCAACUCGCUAAUCCCACUCCAGCCCCCGGUACCUUAUCCGUCCACGCGUUCUGGAAGCGCGCCCUGGAGAAUCGAAAGGAAAACAAGGACGUUUUUGUGUAUGGCGAUUUCGAAAUGCUGGAUAUGGGGCAUGAAAAGAUUGUAGCGUUUAGACGGUGGGGCGAGGAUAAGGGCUUCGUUACUGUGUUGAAUUUUAGUGGGGAUGAGGUCAAGUGGGGGGGAUUGGGGGAUAUCAAGGUGAAGAAGUGGGUUGCGGGGAAUUACGAUGAGAGGGAGUUGGAUACGAAAGCGAAGAGCGGGGUUUUGGAGUUGAGGGCUUGGGAGGGCCUGUUGGGAUUGCUAGAGUGA
Bipolaris oryzae ATCC 44560 is the source of this 1797-nucleotide messenger RNA. RefSeq names its product glycoside hydrolase family 13 protein. The transcript is spliced from 2 exons. Gene Ontology annotation, biological process: oligosaccharide catabolic process. The record is from RefSeq and is a predicted model, not a curated record. Gene Ontology annotation, molecular function: alpha-amylase activity. Lineage: Eukaryota; Fungi; Ascomycota; Dothideomycetes; Pleosporales; Pleosporaceae. Bases 1 to 1797 code for a protein of 598 amino acids.